Messenger RNA from Neopsephotus bourkii (Bourke's parrot), 3595 nucleotides. RefSeq names its product CAP-Gly domain containing linker protein family member 4 (gene CLIP4). The coding region runs from base 432 to 2528 and encodes 698 amino acids. Gene Ontology annotation, cellular component: microtubule plus-end; cytoplasm; nucleus. Gene Ontology annotation, molecular function: microtubule plus-end binding. Lineage: Eukaryota; Metazoa; Chordata; Aves; Psittaciformes; Psittacidae. The transcript has 19 exons. Gene Ontology annotation, biological process: cytoplasmic microtubule organization. The record is from RefSeq and is a predicted model, not a curated record.
GACAGAAAUCUCACCAGAGACGAGGUUGCAAGCUGCCCUUGCAGGGCCAGUGUAAUGAAUUGGAUUAUUGCAUUUAAUGUGCAGCUGCUAACCCACAGAGGGAACAGCUGCCCUCCAGCUAAGCCAGCCCAAUGGCUCUGGUAGGAGCAGGACCUCUGCAGCCGUGGGACCCCCUUGCACAGCCCAGCAGCUGCUGUUUUUUCACUCUCCAGAGAUCCUGCAGUGAUAUUCCAUUUAAAGGUUGCUCUAAGGCCGGAAAAGUUGACUGGAAACAACACUGGGGUGGAGGUUUACAACACUGUGCUUUGCGUGGGAAGAUGAAAGAGCUGAGAAUCUGAAAAGAGGAGAGAGCGGUAGCUGGUAGCAUGUUCUUGCUCAUGGUGAAGGAAAGGAAUAUGCAUGCAGAUUAUGAAGACAGUGGCUUUUAGAAGAUGACCAUAGAGGACCUCCCAGAACCUUCCUUAGAAGGAGAUUCCCUCAUUGAAAGAGAAAGGUUCUUAAACUCUGAAACAUCUGUUACUUUUUCUGUGGCUGCAGCACCGAUGCCUUCAGACUGUGAGUUUUCCUUCUUUGAUCCCAAUGAUGCAGCAUGUCAAGAAAUACUUUUCAACCCCAAAACAUCAGUUUCUGAAUUGUUUGCUAUCUUACGGCAGUGGGUUCCACAAGUCCAGCAAAAUAUUGAUAUUAUUGGGAAUGAGAUCAUUAAAAGGGGUUGCAAUGUGAAUGACAGAGAUGGACUGACUGAUAUGACUCUCUUGCAUUACACUUGCAAAUCAGGGGCUCAUGGCAUUGGUGAUGUUGAAACUGCUGUAAAGUUUGCGACGCAGCUCAUUGAUUUGGGUGCUGAUAGCAGUUUACGCAGCCGCUGGACAAACAUGAACGCCUUGCACUAUGCUGCCUACUUUGAUGUUCCAGAACUUAUUAGUGUUAUUUUGAAAAAUGCAAAGCCAAAAGAUGUGGAUGCCACCUGUAGUGAUUUUGAUUUUGGAACAGCUUUGCAUAUUGCUGCAUUUAACCUGUGUACAGGAGCUGUCAAGUGUUUACUGGAACAUGGAGCAAAUCCUGCCUUUAGGAAUGACAAAGGGCAGAUUCCGGCAGAUGUGGUUCCUGAUCCAGUAGAUAUGCCACUGGAAAUGGCAGAUGCAGCGGCCAGUGCAAAAGAAAUCAAGCAGAUACUGCUGGAUGCAGUGCCUCUCUCGUGUGACAUAUCAAAAGCCAUGAUCCCAAACUGUGACCAUGUCACAGGCAAGGCCAUGCUUCUGUCGCUUGGCCUGAAACUGGGAGAUCGUGUUGUUAUAGCAGGACAGAAGGUUGGUACAUUAAGAUUUUGUGGCACGACGGAAUUUGCCAGUGGCCAGUGGGCUGGCAUAGAACUGGAUGAACCAGAAGGAAAGAACAACGGCAGUGUUGGAAAAGUCCAGUACUUCAAGUGUGCACCAAAACAUGGUAUCUUUGCACCUCUUUCUAAGAUAAGCAAGGCUUCUGAUCACAGGAAAAGCUCUUUAAGAAGUUCCUCCGUGCGGUCUUCACCUUUGGUCAAAUCCAAGAAAAUAGAUGUGACGCACAUAACUUCCAAAGUGAAUUCUGGCCUAAACACGGUGAAAAAAGAGGGUGCUUUGGAAACCAACUUCAUGACUCCUCACAGGGGAAAACCUGUACCUGCAAAAGAUGGUUUUCCUGGGUACACCAGCUCUUCCUCUUCAACUACCUCCUUGGAAGGCAAACGGAAUUACUCCAAGAAGAGGAACUUGACUGGCAGCAGCAAGAAGGCAGUGACCCGAGUGUCUUCUGCCUCAUCUAAAAUCAGUGCAGGGUUCUAUAGUUCUCCAGCUACAAGGAAAAAUGCUUUUGGUGAAGGAGAAAUUCAGAUUGGAGACAGAGUCCUGGUGGUAGGACAGAGAACAGGCACCGUUAGAUUUUGUGGGACGACAAAAUUUGCACCAGGAUUCUGGUGUGGAAUUGAAUUGGACAAGCCUCAUGGGAAGAAUGAUGGUUCCGUGGGAGGCAUCCAGUACUUCAGUUGCCUUCCCAGACACGGUAUAUUUGCACCACCAUCUCGUGUUCAGAGACUGACAGGUUCUCUGGAUUCUCUCUCAGAGACUUCGUUGAAUAAACUAAAUCGCACUUUUCCAGGCUUUAGGCGCAGCCUGAGCACCACUUCUGCAUCUUCACAGAAGGAGAUAAACAGAAGAAACUCCUUUGUUAGAUCCAAGAGCUCCGUGUUACGGCGCAGCUGGAGCAGCACCACUCCAGCUAACACUGAGGGACCGGUGAAGCUCCAUGAAGGCUCCCAGGUCCUUCUGACCAGCUCCAACGAAAUGGGGACUAUCAGGUACAUCGGUCCUGCAGACUUUGCACCUGGGAUAUGGCUUGGACUGGAACUCAGAAGCGCCAAGGGAAAAAAUGAUGGCUCUGUGGGGGAGAAGCGCUACUUCACCUGUAAGCUGAACCACGGGGUUUUGGUUCGACCAAGCAGAGUCACCUAUCGUGGGAUUAAUGGGGCAAAACUUGUAGAUGAUAUCUGCUGAGCCAAAAUGUGCUCAUACAAUAGGAAAUACGUAUUUUAAAGCACACAAGAACCCCACCUAGAAUGCAAACUUAUUUUUAAAUUAUUAAAUCUGAAUUUGCAUUUUACAUAUAUAUUAACAUAUAUAUGUAUAUAGAAUAUAUUUUUAUAGAUAUAUAAAAAUAUAGAGAGAUUUUAAAAAAUCACAUUAAGAAGUAAAACCACUAUUGUGUUUCUCUUACUGAAACAGCCUUUGCUUGGGAAGGGUAUUGCAAAAGUGUCUUGGGUGUGAGAUGCUGUAUUGUUUGAGCAAUGUUCCAGUACGUUCAGCAUUCUCUAACGUUGCUUUCAUGAAUCAUUUACUGGUUCAAGCAGUAUUUAAGUGAUGUUCCUCUGCCUGGUUAUGAACUGAUAAUGCUUCUCACAGAGGAGGUGGUGAAUGAGUCCCAUUAGUUUGGGUACUAGCGACUUCAUCAGUUCCAGGACCAGUUGCUAGCAAUAAGAAAGCAAAAAAGAUGGACCCCUUUUUCAAGCAGUUGUGAAGUAUUUUUACAUUUUCCCAUUGAGAUCCCUCCUCUUUUUCCCCCCUCUUAUUCUCACCUCCAGAACACAAAAGGGCUGAUUUGUGGUUACCUUUGUGAACAACAGCAGUAAAACAAAAUGGCUUUAAAAAGCACAAAUACGCUGCAUGUCAGGCUGUAUGGUAAAAAGCACUUUCUGCUGUAUGCAUUUGUAGAAGGAGCAAUGUAUAAGAAGCACUCUUUAAAAUAAUGCACUUUGCACUCUCCUGGAGAGCUUUCCCUCAAUUUUGAAGUAUUUUCCCUUUCGUGUGCUGCAAGCUGCAAGUAUCAGGUUUUAAACGCAGAUAAACCUGUACUUCACAUUACUUAAUAGCCUCAUCAUAAAUACGAAGUCUGUAUAAAUACAGCAUGGUAGUUCCUGCCAGAGGUAUGGAUUAUAUGCAGGGUCUUCAAGCAAGCUAGUAACAUGAUUUGAUUUAUUUGUGAUACGUUUCUUUUGGAAUAGUUUGCAGUAGAAAUUUACUGUAGAUGCUCACGAUAAAUUAAGGAUGGUUUUAGUGUGUUAUAA